AUGAAAAAAAGGGAAAAUUCACAAGCAUCAGCAUAUAGACUAAUUUUAGGAGGGUUUUUAAUACAUUGUACAUUGGGUAGUAUAUAUUGUUUUUCUAAUAUAAGUGCUUAUGUAAUAUCUUAUAUGAAAAUUAUAGGAUGCUCCAAUGUUAAAUAUAAGGAUAGUAGUUGGAUAUAUGUACUUACAUUAAUAUUUCAAUGUUUCUUUGGAUUUUUUGGGGGAAUACUAAAUCAAAAUUUAGGCCCACAGAUUAGUGUCUUGUUGGGCGGAUGGCUAAUGUGUUUGGGAAUAUUAUUAUCAUAUUUUACUGUAUUUAAUUUUUAUUUAUUUUCAUUAACUUAUGGAAUACUUUGUGGAAUCGGGUGUGGGAUUGCAUAUCCAAUCCCAUUGUCUGUUGCAGUAAAGAAGCACUACGAUUACAAGGGAGUGAUAAGCGGAAUAAUUUUCAUAGGAAGGGGUUUGGCUGUUUUUCUUAUUUGCCCUCUACAAAACUACUACAUUAAUAAAUAUAAUUACAUGCCUGACUAUACCCCUGAACUAGAAAAUUCAGAUGAUAAAUAUUUUAGCAACCUAGAUAUAUUAAAUAAAGUACCAUAUUUAUUUAUAUAUGAAGGUAUAUUUUUUGCUUUAAUUCAAUUCAUUGGGGCAUAUUUAAUUUCUGAUACAAACGAUACAACCAAAGAAUUUAUGACAUUUAAUGAUAAAACAAGUAAAAUUUUAUAUUUUGAUGAAAAGGGUUUUACUAAUAAACAUAAUGUAAUAUCAAAUUCCUUCGAAACUUUAUCAAGUGCAUCAAAUUUUUCUUUUAGAGAAUCUAGUAGUACAUUUAUUAAUCGAGAAUUUAUAUUAAUUUGGUUAAUGAUUUUUUUCAAUUGGCAAGCUAUUUCAUAUACUCAAGUAUUUUGGAAAAUAUUUGGAUUAAAUUAUUUAUAUAUUGAUGAUAGAUAUUUAUCCCUACUAGGAGCUGUUUCAUCACUUUUUAAUAUUCUCGGAAGAAUCUUUUGGGGUUUUAUAUGUGAUUUAACAACUUUUAAAUUUGCUUUAAUAUUAAUGAGUAUAUUAAUGAGUUUUUUAACUGUUACUUUGACAUUGUCAGGAUUUUAUGGAAAACUAACAUAUUCCAUUUGGGUCUGCCUUAUUUUUUUUUGCCAUGCAGGAACAUUUUCAAUUUUCCCAUCCAUUACUGCACACAUAUUUGGAACGAAAAAAUUUGGUCCAGUUUUUGGACUUCUUUUUACUGCUAGAGCUUUUUCUAGUGUUAUUAAUGCAAUGAUUUCAGCAGCGAUAUUAAACAAUAUUGGAAAUGUUGCAAUGUGUGCAAUAGUUUCUAUUUCUUCCUUUAUCAGCAUUAUGCUAGCCGUAGUUUUUUAA
Messenger RNA from Plasmodium vinckei vinckei, 1371 nucleotides. Its product is annotated as monocarboxylate transporter, putative. NCBI's taxonomy places the organism in Eukaryota, Apicomplexa, Aconoidasida, Haemosporida, Plasmodiidae. The coding region runs from base 1 to 1371 and encodes 456 amino acids. Gene Ontology annotation, molecular function: transmembrane transporter activity. Gene Ontology annotation, biological process: transmembrane transport. The record is from RefSeq and is a predicted model, not a curated record. The transcript has 2 exons.